Phlebotomus argentipes is the source of this 1439-nucleotide messenger RNA. RefSeq names its product beta-ureidopropionase. The record is from RefSeq and is a predicted model, not a curated record. Bases 122 to 1282 code for a protein of 386 amino acids. Lineage: Eukaryota; Metazoa; Arthropoda; Insecta; Diptera; Psychodidae. Gene Ontology annotation, molecular function: beta-ureidopropionase activity. The transcript is spliced from 3 exons.
AAAUAGACUUGAUAUAAGCCCAGCGACAGCGCGCAGAUCAGUUGACGUUUCGUUUGCGCUCUGAUAAGGCGUUUCUUUUGAUAUUCUCCUGCAAUUAAAAGUGCCUUUCGUGGUGUUGAUAAUGGCUGGAAGGAGUGAUUUGAAUAGUCUGGAGGAAGUUCUGGAGAAGUACAUUCCACCGGAGGAGCUGAGGGAGGUGAAGAGGAUUCUCUAUGGCCAGGAGAAGGAGAAAACAAUCGAGAUAUCAGGAGAGGCGCUGAAGAUCGCGAAGGAGAAUGAUUUCGAUGUGAAAGGAUAUCGCUUUGAGGCGCAAAAGGAGCACCUCAGACUGCCGAGGAUCGUGCGCGUUGGUGCCGUUCAGAACAGCAUUGUGGCCAAGACGACAGAUCCUGUGGAUGUCCAGAGAAACGCUCUGUUUGGCAAGAUUGAGAAAGUGAUUCAGGCAGCGGCUCUGGAAGGAGUGAACAUCCUUUGUCUGCAGGAAGCGUGGACGAUGCCCUUCGCAUUCUGCACGCGCGAGAAGACGCCUUGGUGUGAAUUCGCCGAGUGUGCAGAGACUGGAACCACCACAAAGUGGGUGAAGAAUCUCGCCAGGCAGCACAACAUGGUGAUCAUCUCGCCAAUCUUGGAGCGCGACGAGGAGCACGGCGAAGUGCUGUGGAACACGGCCGUGGUGAUCUCCAACACUGGCCAAUACCUGGGCAAGCAUCGCAAGAAUCACAUCCCGCGCGUGGGAGACUUCAACGAGUCCACAUACUACAUGGAGGGCGACACGGGCCAUCCGGUCUUCGAGACGGCCUUCGGGCGCAUCGCCGUGAACAUUUGCUACGGUCGCCAUCAUCCGCAGAAUUGGCUCAUGUUCGGCGUCAACGGAGCGGAGAUCGUCUUCAAUCCGUCCGCCACUGUGGGUGGACUCAGUGAGCCUCUGUGGGCCAUCGAGGCGCGCAACGCGGCCAUCGCCAAUUCCUACUUCACCGUGGCCAUCAAUCGCGUGGGCACCGAAGAGUUCCCCAAUGAGUUCACGUCGGGAGACAAGAAGCCAGCCCACAAGGACUUUGGGCCCUUCUACGGAUCUACGUACGCCACGGCGCCCGAUGGAGCUCGAACGCCCGGCUUGUCGCGUCAGCGAGAUGGACUCUUGGUUACAGAGAUGGAUCUCAAUCUCUGCCGACAGGUGAAAGAUUGGUGGGGCUUCAGGCUCACUCAGCGCCUUCCUCUCUAUGCCGAGUCCCUCGCCAGAGCCUCAAAGCCGGACUACAAGCCGCAAAUUGUGAAGGAAUAGUCUAAGAUUGAGAUUCACAGGGAUAUGCGGACGCUACUGAUCAGAGAGUGGAAGUAAUUAGUCUCUCAAGUCACUUUUUUUGUAAAUCUUGUCUUUAUAUAUUUUUGCUUCAGGGAAUUCUCUUCGGAUCGAUAAAAUUAAUUAAUAAUAACAUUUU